Molecule: messenger RNA, 3968 nt
Organism: Cladocopium goreaui
Lineage: Eukaryota; Dinophyceae; Suessiales; Symbiodiniaceae
Source: the annotation of a GenBank genome assembly
GUGUUGUGCACCCCGGGGAUCAGAAGGUGAGGAUCUAUGGCGAAGUCUCUGACCAGGUGCGUGGAUGCAAGAGGAUGACUGUCUUGAAUGCCUUGGUGGACUGGCGUUCUCCUUUUGUGGACUUGCUUCUGACCGAUGCCAGUACUAUCGUUGCUCAUGGUCUUUGUCCUGGGCCUGAUUUGUUCCGUCUGGUUGAGGUUUGUUCUGGUGUUGCCUGUUCCUCUGUUGGACUUGGUUUUGCCGGUUUCAAGCAUGUUGCCAGUGUUGAGUGGAGUCAACCACUCGCACGCCUUCACUCCUUGUGCCAUCCAGAUGUCCCGGUGUUGAAUUUGGAUUUGACCAGUCCUGCCUGUGCUCAGUCCCUUUUGACUUCCGUUGACCCACCGUUCUCAUUGAUGGCAGGUAUCAGUUGUCAACCAUACUCCACCGCAGGCAGCCAAGGUGGAUCCAGUGAUGCCAGGUCGUCGACUCUCCCUGCGACACUCAGGCUUGGUCAUUUGUGUCAGUGCCCGCUCAUCAUCAUUGAAUGCGUUUGCCCUGCCCAGAGCAACAAGUUUGUCCAAGCUCAUUUGAGGGCUUUGGAAGACCAGUUGGGGUAUCGUGUCUCGGACUUGACUCUUCGACUAGAGGACAAUUGGGUUGCCCGUCGGGCACGUUGGUGGGUCAUUGCAGUUCACCCUUGUUUUGCUCCCAUUUGUGUCCCAGAAUGGCCCCAUCAUCCACACCUUUGCAUCCGUGAUCUCAUGCCAUAUGUUAAGCAAUGGCCAGAUGAAGUGAUGCGUGAGUUGCUCCUUGAUGAUGAAGAGCUCAGACAAUUUACCUUGGAUGGCUCCCAUAUGCGAAAGUACUUGGUCCAGACUUCCGGAAAACUGCCAACAUGUUUGCACAGCUGGGGCAGUCAGAGUAGAGCAUGCCCAUGCCUUUGCAGGUCGACCGGCUUCAGUGACCAACUGAUUUUGCAGAGGGGUAUUUUUGGUCAAGUGCUUCCAGUACCUGUUUCACAAGGGCCACCAAAGUAUCGGCACUUUCACCCUGCUGAACUGAGCCUCCUGAAUGCCAUGCCACUUGUGCCAGGUCUGUAUCAGAACACGGUUGACUUGCGACUUGGAAUCUGUGCCAUUGGCCAGCUGGCCUCGCCGCUCCAAGCUGGGUGGGUAGGUGCUAGUGUUGCAUGGCAGAUCCAACACGCCUUGGGAUUGCCCACUGUGGACCCUCCUGCAGUACUUCAGAGUAUCAAAGCCAUUCUCUUUAGUAAUGUGAGGACUGCCGAAGCUGCUUUGAACCAAGGUGCCUGCCAGUAUGGAUGGACUGAUGAUGCCACCGGCCGUCCCUUAGGUGAUGAUGACUGCAUCCGAGGGUUAUGCAUCCGUGCCAAUUUUGCCGAUGCCUUGCACAGUCAGGGCCUCCCUGCACGCCCUGCCACCGGCAAUGAAGUUCCAGAGCCUUUGCCUGAACCAGCAUCCGAAAGUACAUCCGCCAGUCGUGCUUCUGUGCCUCAGUCAGUCGAUGUUGACAUGGUUCCAUGCUCAGUUCGGCCAGAUCCUCUCAGUGGACUUACUCAUCUGUCAGGUCCGUCUUUGGCUGCGUUGGUCCCUCCUUUGCUGCCUGACUUGCAUCACAUCCAAAUCAUGCGUCAAGAGCAUGCUGGUGUUGAUAAUCGUUUGUUGAUCCUGCACAAUCAGGGCCCCGCCAUGGCAGAUGAUGAACUGCUCCUCCAUGUCCGUGCGUGCAUCAAGUUGUCUGGGCGAACCGAUGUCCACAUGAUCGACCCUGUCCUUGCGGCCAGUUGGCUCCGUGUGGGCACUGUUGAGCAGGUGCGUGCUUGGCUCAUGUCUGUGGACUCUUGCUGCUGUGCGGUCACCGUUGUCCCUUGCUCUGAUCACUGGAUUCCUGUUGUCUGGACUCGUGGUCAACGUGGUGUGUCUGUUUCAAUCUGGGAGGUUGACGGCGUUGAUGUUGAUGGACUUAACCCGCUGCAUGGACUUAUCUGCCAAGCUUGGACUUCGCCUGGAUUUGCUGUCACUUGCACUCGCCGCACCUUUGGCUUGACACACUGCGGAGCUGCUGCCUUUGCGUACUUGGCCCAUGUCCUGUUGGAUAAGCCUCUGCCUUUGGAUUUUGACGCCAUUGUUGCCCUUCAUGGGGAUCUUCAGGAAAGUUUUGCAGCCGCCAUCAUGGACUUGUCUGUUGUCCCGCGUCCUUGGUGUUGGGGUCUUGGAGUUCCAGACACCCUGGGUCUUGUAGCUAACUUGCUGCAAUUGCAUGGAGUCCCGCUUGAACAAUCGGCACAGAGAGCCAAACUUGUGGUACAGGGUUUAGGCCGUAGUGCAGUCACCAAUGCCGUCACGGGGGGCACGCCUUGGAAGUCCCUCAAAGCUUUGGCCAACCUGCAAACGCCGCCUGUGCAACUUGUCCUUCCCGAUGAACAACAGCAGAGGGUACUUCAGAAGAACCCCAAACCCAAGAAGCAAACGAGUCAGCGCCCUGCCAUGCCUGCCCGCCCUCGUGAACUUGACCCAGCCAAAAUUCAGCUUGACCCUGGAGCCUUUUGCACAGGACAUGAUGAGCCAGUUUGCCAAGUGGACUUUGCUCAGAUUGGACCGUUAGUGACAGGAGUUGCCUUGACCAACUUUGCUGAUGCCACUCCCUUUCUGCAAGCAGACAAGCUGCUGACCAGCCGUGGACUUGCAUUGCUGAUCCUGAAUCCACCCAAAGACCUGCCGACCAAUCUGCAGUAUGCCACUGUCAGAUUCGCUGCCAGAUGUGCCCUGAACCAAGAGCCCAUGCUGCUCACAGGUGCCCUCGUCCAACUGGGAGGAGCAGUUAUCUAUCAGUACAAGGCCCAGAAUACCCCUGCGAUCAUGUCUGUUGACGUUGCUUGCGCCAGGGUCACCGUUUUUGCUGACCAGUGGGAUGGUAAAUGGGAGGACUUUGCAGCCAAGCCGAUCAAGCAUAUCCUUGCUGCCAUCCCUGCACUCCAGGUUUGCAAGAUGGAAUCAUGCUCUUGCCCUGCUUGGCAUCCGCCUCCAGAUGGACCCCAUGAUGCCCUUUUGGAUGUGUUCAGACGCCAAUUCCUCAAUGAGGUUGUCGCAGUCAGUGGCCAAAAAGGUGUGUAUGUUGAGCCGAAGACGGAAGACGCAGCCCAGCCGAGCGGCGACUUUCAGGUGAUCUGGCUCCCACAGCAUGACUAUGCAUCUGUGGCCCACAUGGCCAAAUGCGAGGCUCACUGUGUUGGCAUUGCAAGAACUGGUCGCCGAUAUGGACUCAGGGUGCACACAACUCACUUCCAGCAAGUGUUUGCCAGCGUCAAGCCAGACGCAGUUUUCCUGGCACCAGGCUCCCGGAUGGUUUUCCAUUGCGGCCCAUGGCCAUAUGGCAGUGAUCGCAAAGGGCUGGCACGCACACUCAAGGCCAGCGGUUGGGAGUGCAGGCCGCUUCAGCCCCUGCAGAGCGCUCCAGGAGGACUCAUGUGGUCUGUCCAGGCCAAUGUGGAGCCACCAGCCAAUGUGAUGAGCAUGCACCACGGCCAGGUUGUCAUCACUCGACAUGAUGCACGUGCCACCCUGCCGGAACCUGACAUGAGAGUCAUCGGCCAGGCCAACACGGUCCAGCUCUGCUCUGUCACAGAUGGUGCCAGCACCGACCCAUGGCUGCACAAUGAGCUGGAACAGAGAAUCGAGUCCAAGGUCCUGGCCAAGAUGCCGAUCCAGGCAGAACGCAUGGAAGUGGACGAUCAGGACUCUCGCAUUUCCCUUUUGGAGCAGCAGAUGCACCAACUUACAAGUCGCCAGACGGUGCUGGAGUCCACGGUUACUGACCACCAUGCCCAAAACACCGCGCAGGUACAGGGGUUGCAACAACAGAUGAUGAUGCAACUCGAGAUGCAGUCAAAGCAGAUGCAGGGCAUGUUGUCAGAUCAAAUGUCCCGGCUGGAGCAGAUUUUGGCGAAGAAACCCCGGACCGAAUGA